AUGGCGGCUUCGAAGAGUGAAACGUCUUUACUCUUCUUCCAGAAAGACUUGGUUUUGCGAUGCAAGACCGGCCCAUACCUCAUCAAAGAAAUCAUUGGCGAGGGCGGUUUUGGAAAAGUGGCCGAGUGCAAACAUCUGCACACAAACGAGCAUCUGGCGGUUAAAAUCGUGAAAAAAGACGCUUCCAAAAUUGGGAAAAAGGAGGCGGAAACGUUGAGUCGAAUCCGAAAACUUGACCCUGACAAGCACAACCUCCUGACGUUCUACGAGUGUUUCAAGUACAAGGGCCACGUUUGUCUUUCCUUUGAAAUGCUGGACACGAAUUUAGACACCUGGAUUUAUGACAAAAAAUACCGGGCGCCGUUUAUUUAUCAGAUCAGAUUCAUUGCUCGACAGUUGCUGGUGGCUUUGAGCGCGCUGAAAAAAUGGGAUAUUGUGCACACUGACAUCAAGCCAGACAACAUAAUGCUGGUAGACCACAGACUGCAGCCGUUUAAAGUCAAGCUUAUUGACUUUGGUCAAGCGAUGAAGCACGCUCAGUUGGACCGGUAUGACAUGUUGCAGAUCAUCGGUUAUAGGGCCCCGGAGGUUUUUGUGGACUUCCACAGGGAUGAAAGUAUGGACAUGUGGGGGCUGGGUUGCAUCUUGGCCUUUUUAUUUCUUGAAUGUGAUCUGUUUCCGACCUACUGCGAGUACGAGUCCCUGAGUGCCAUGGUAAAAUUGCUAGGUUAUCCUAAAGCCAAUGCGCUGGACGCGGGGAGAAAGACAAAAAAGUAUUUUAAAAGGACUCAGGAUGGCCCGCAUUUGAGGUGGAGGCUGAAAACGGCAGCCGAAUAUAAAGCAGACACAGGCAAACAUGUAAGUGAGUACAUAAAGCACGACCAGUUAGAAACUCUGGAAGAGAUGGAAGAGUACAAGGAACCUGAAGACCCCACUGAUUCUGCGGAAACGGAGGCAUUCAUAAGCCUCCUCAGAGACAUGCUGAAGUUGGAUCACAGAGAAAGAAUCACCCCCGAUGAAGCGCUCAGUCGCUACUUUGAUGAAAAUCUUCCAAAGGACAAGAAAGAGCCUCUGAGACUCAGACCUGUUGUCAAAUGGCAGGAGAACUCGGAAGGGAAGGUCACUGUAAAACCCGCCGUAGUUGUACCUGGGAAAAGAGCCACUUUCAACAUCGUCUCGCGCAGAGAGAGGCAAAAAUCAACGCACUCCAGGAAUCAGGAGUCAGACAACCCAUCUGACUUUGGAAAUGAAAUUAGUAAUGCCAGUGUAGGAACCAUUAUUGUCUCACUCCCGGCAUAUGAAGAAACGGUUGCGCCCGAUUGCAAACAAACGGCUCCUGUCGGCUCAAAACAAGACGCCAGCGACUGCCCGGGUGACAAGACGGUUUCAGACAAACCAGUGUCAGAAACUGUAAAUGAUGCUACGCCUGUAGGAAAUAACAGGGAGCUUCCAGAUAUAUCCAAGUCCUCAGAUACAUCCAGCUCAUCUGAAGCUACUCUCAGUGGAGACCAAGGAAGCUCACUGUUUGUUGAAGUGAAAACCAGAAAAAAAUAUUGGAAGAGGAUCAAAAUAUUCUUCUCCAGAAUUUUCAGCUGUUGCAGCCAAAGUUAA
Menidia menidia (Atlantic silverside) is the source of this 1611-nucleotide messenger RNA. Lineage: Eukaryota; Metazoa; Chordata; Actinopteri; Atheriniformes; Atherinopsidae. The record is from the annotation of a GenBank genome assembly.